GGUAAACUUUGUAAGGACAAACGCAGGAGAACGUCUGGGAGAAGAACUCUCUGGAAGCUUAAACAGAGAAAAAUAAACGGAGGGCAGAUCAGGACGUUGGACAGCAGUUUUCUAAUAUCAGAUCAGUUCAGGAACCGAGAGAACUCUGGGAACGUCGGAAAACAAAAACAGAGAGAACGUCAACAAGAGGAACAUCAUAUUUUUAGCAGCACCGCUGAGAUUAGCUCGUAGUGACAUCGCUGGGCGGCAGCCAUGUUUGCGGGCCGGGCGUCGGGGGCGGCGGCCGGGGUGGGGCCGUCGGCGGCGGGGGGGAAAGGCGGGAAGUUCACGGUGGAGGAGCUGUACGGCUUCAACAAGAAGCCCAAGGUGAGCAGAGGGAAUGCUGGGAAAUCGGAGAAGGGCGACGGGAAGAAAGGGGCGAAGGAGAAGGAGGAGUCUCUGCUGGCGUCGCACAUCCUGGAGGCGGCCAGGAGGCUCAUGGAGCGCCGCCGCCUCGAGCUCUACCUCAGGGAGUGUGACGUCACCGUGCAGCACGCCAGCAUGCCCUACCGGAAUCUUGGGAAAUCUGGACUGAGAGUUUCCUGCUUAGGCCUCGGAACAUGGGUGACAUUUGGCUCCCAGAUCUCUGACGAGAUGGCAGAGAGUGUGAUGACCACAGCGUACGACAGUGGAGUGAACUUGUUCGACACAGCAGAGGUUUACGCCUCGGGGAGAGCAGAGACGACUCUUGGGAACAUCCUGAAGAAAAAAGGAUGGAGGAGGUCGAGUUAUGUCGUCACCACUAAGAUCUACUGGGGAGGACAGGCGGAGACGGAGCGAGGGCUGUCGAGGAAACACAUCAUCGAAGGCCUGCGUGGUUCUCUUGCCAGGUUACAGCUGGACUACGUGGAUAUCGUUUUCGCCAACAGGACUGAUAUCAACUCGCCUAUGGAGGAGGUGGUGCGGGCGAUGACCUUUGUGAUCGAGCAGGGCAUGGCCAUGUACUGGGGAACAUCACGAUGGAACGCCAUGGAGAUCAUGGAGGCGUACUCGGUGGCGAGACAGUUUAACCUGGUUCCCCCGGUGUGUGAACAGGCUGAGUAUCACUACUUCCAGAGAGACAAGGUGGAGCUGCACCUGCCAGAGCUCUACCACAAGAUAGGUGUCGGGGCGAUGACCUGGUCUCCGUUAGCCUGCGGCCUCCUGACGGGCAAAUACAACGACGGAGUCCCAGAGAGCUCCAGAGCCGCCAUGAAGGGCUAUGCCUGGCUCAAAGAGAGGCUCUGCAGUGACGAGGGGAAGAAGCAGCUGGCCAAGAUCAAGGAGCUCCACCUGGUGGCCGACCGGCUGAACUGCACACCUGCACAGCUCGCCAUCGCCUGGUGUCUGCGGAGUGAAGGCGUCAGCUCGGUUCUUCUUGGAGUCUCAAACACAGAACAGCUGCUGGAGAACCUGGGCUCCAUUAGGGUCCUGUCCCAGCUGACUCCGCCCCUCAUUGCUGAGAUGGACACGUUGCUCGGCAACAAGCCACGGAGCAAGAAGGAGGCGCGGAGCUGAGGAGGAGGAGGAGCUUCCUCCUUCCUCCCUCUGCUCCUCCAGAGGGAAACUAAAUGACAAGAGACGCAAAUGUGUUUAUUGAC
Myripristis murdjan (pinecone soldierfish) is the source of this 1619-nucleotide messenger RNA. Its product is annotated as voltage-gated potassium channel subunit beta-3-like. Gene Ontology annotation, biological process: potassium ion transport; regulation of potassium ion transmembrane transport; transmembrane transport. The transcript is spliced from 14 exons. Lineage: Eukaryota; Metazoa; Chordata; Actinopteri; Holocentriformes; Holocentridae. The coding region runs from base 253 to 1536 and encodes 427 amino acids. Gene Ontology annotation, cellular component: cytoplasm; voltage-gated potassium channel complex; membrane. The record is from RefSeq and is a predicted model, not a curated record. Gene Ontology annotation, molecular function: transmembrane transporter binding; voltage-gated potassium channel activity; potassium channel regulator activity.